Scutellospora calospora is the source of this 3696-nucleotide messenger RNA. Lineage: Eukaryota; Fungi; Glomeromycota; Glomeromycetes; Diversisporales; Gigasporaceae. The record is from the annotation of a GenBank genome assembly.
AUGGAAGGCAGUACAAGUACAUUUGACACUACUUCAGCUACUUCUGAAGAGAAGAUAAAGAUCGCUGGCACUGCUUCUUCUUUAUUUAGCGAUUCUAUACAGAGUCCCUUUGAUGCUAUAUUUUUUACACCCAUAAAUGAUUCCAACCCUCCCCCCACGACAGAGUUUUCACAAGUAGACCAACCUACACUACAAAUAGCAGAUAUUUCACAAAUUUCGACAGAAUUAGGUGUUUCUAAAGAGCCAGAAGAAAUUACUGGUUUAACAAGUAAAGAAACAGGCGAAUUGGACGAUUUGGAUGAUUUAGUUUUAGGUCAUACAACAUCUGAAACUUCCGAGGUACCUGUACCAUCAACCAUACGUGAAGCUACAAACGAUCCAGCCUUGACUUAUUAUUAUGGUUCUACUGAGCAAAAUUACUACGAAUAUGAAAAUUGGGGUACCGACGAUUCAAUAUACCAAUAUCAAACUUAUGGUACUACUCAAGCUGCAGCCGGCAUUGAGGAUGUAAAUAACCAGCAUACACAAUAUCCUGCAGUUGAUUCCUAUACCGGAACAAAUGAAUUAAACAAUAAUUAUCAAGAAUAUGUAGCUGAUACAUAUACGCAAUACGAUAAUAGUGUUGUUGGAACUAAUGCCAACAAUUUUAACUAUUCGUAUACUGGAUACAGUGGCCAACCGACCGUCGAUACAAUAUCCGCAACUCAUCAAUCUAGUCAACAGUAUCCAAAUUAUGAAUCCAAUCAAUCUACGGUUGUUAAUACCCCUCCACCCCAAUCCUAUUCACCAUUUUCACCAAAAGUCGUUCAAUUUGUGCCGUGCUCAUAUCCUCAAUGUACGGGAGAAAAUAAACAAACCGCCAAAUUUUGUUCAGAAUGUGGGCGAGCCAUUAAUGAGUCCUUAUCACCCGUAGUCGAUACGCCAAAUAUUUAUCAAAACGCUAUCGGCCAACAACAAUAUGGGACUGAUAGCACGAACAUUAUGUAUGGCCAACAACAAUAUGGGACUGAUAGCACGAACAUUAUGAAUGACCAACAGCAAUAUGGGACUGAUAGCAUGAACAUUGUGAAUGAUCCUUUAGGAAGGUCUAAAGGGUAUCCUAUAGUCGCUUUUGGUUUUGGAGGCAGAAUAUUCACCAUGUUCCCUCGUAUGGUCCAACGUUUUAAUAGUACGAACCAAAAUAUACCAAUCACAAAAUAUGCACCAGGUGCCUUUGUAAUUCGUACCUUAAAAGAUAUAGUUCCAUUACCAGAUAUUGAAGAUUUCCCUGGCCCUCUGCUUAUGGAUAAUAAUCGGGGAGGUAUAAAAGCGAAGAGGAAAAAUGUAGUAAAAUAUUUAAAUGAUCAAAUCAAAAUUGCAGAAGAUGUACUAAACUCUUUUGUUGGUGAAGAAGUUGAAAAGAAAAAAUUGGAAGCUAAUACGAUUAUUUGGCACUUAUUUAAAAUCAUGUUUGAACAUGAUGGUAUUAUUGUUGGAAGUCCAAAAGUUGAAGAAGCUGUACGUUGCGUUUUAACACCAUCUACCACUAAACCCGAGAAUUAUGAAUCGAACUUUACUGUCCCAGCCUAUUCUAGCUUUGAUUCUACGCAAGGCUUAUCAGAAUUGUCCACGUCUUCGUCUUUAACAUACGCCAUUUCUCCAAAAGCCAUUGACACAUUGCAGGAACUAUUACUUAAAGGAGAUCGUGUUUCUGCCAUAAAUCAUGCAAUUAAUGAAAAUUUAUGGGCUCAUGCUCUGAUAAUUGCAAGUUGUGUCAAUAAAGACCAAUGGAAAGAGGUUGUAAAUGGUUUUAUAAGACAUGAAUUGGGAUCCCAAUUGGGUGAUGCUUCACAGUCUAGCGGAAGAGAAAGUUUAAGACCUGCUAAUACAACCAAAUUUCCUCCUAUCUCGCCAGUAACCAAUAUUUCACAAUUACCUCCUGCCAAUGUGCGGUAUAGUCCUGUAUCCAUGAACACUUUAUAUCCUUCUUCAGCUACAUGCGAUAUUCCAAUUGAGAGUUUAGAUAAAUGGCGUGAAACUUUGACAAUGAUUCUAGCAAAUAGAACACCUGGUGAUAAUCAAGCAAUAUUAGCCUUAGGAGAUAUGUUAAAAGAGUUUGGUUGGAUUGAUGCUGCUCACGUAUGCUACAUUUUAUCCCCUCUAUCCUCCAUCCAAUCUGGAAUUGAUGAUGUUAAUUCCCGAUUCACACUUGUGAGCAAAGAUUACACCUAUGACCAAUCUAUCCGCUUUUUUUGCGAUUGGAAAGCACUACGUCUCACAGAAAUUUACGAGUUUGGACUUUCGUUAAAUAAUAAUGAUGGUUUACCGUUUUUACAAGCAUACAAGUUACUCUAUGCUUGGUGGUUGGUGGAUUGCGUAAAGGUAUAUACAAAAGGUUCACCAUAUUUUCAUGGCUGUUUCUUGCAAAACUUAAAAGACCUAACGCAAAGGCUACUUGAACACGGUGGCAAUAGUGCUGGGAAUAAUGAAUCGUCUUCCUGGUUAUUUGCCAAAAAAAUGCCCAAAGCAGCUCUUGAUUCUUUAUGGGAUUCACUUGAAGUAAAAUUUAAUAAGUUUGUUGCAGGUGAUGCUGUGGAUGAAAAUGGACAGAAACCACAUUCAACAAUAUCGCAAGAGGCUGUAGGACCUUUUUCUCACUUUAAUGCAAUUACACAACAGACUUCUAAUGUACCGUCUCGUAGCGUAUCAGCAGCGGAGUUUCGGACGACAUCUGAUUUAAAUCAUGACGCACAACGUUCAACUACUCCCAAUGCAAGAUUACAAAAACAAAUAAACGGAAAUCAACGAAGAUCAUCAACGCCAGGUGUUGGUGUACAAACUGCCGAAUACGUAAAUGGUGGAUAUAACUAUAAUGAAUUUAAUACAGUUUCCGAUGGGCAGAUUUCAAUGUCACCCGUCCUCGAAAACAAUUCAUAUAAUACAUCAACAAUAGAUGAUAGUAUUGGUCAUUUCGGAUCUUUUGGUGCGCAAGGCACUGGCAGUCAGGAACAACACAAGUUUACUGGUUAUAGUCCUUAUAAUAAUUCAGAUAAUAAUAUGUAUCAACAAUCGCAACCGAAUGACAAUGGUUUACAGUCUGAAAAUGCAUAUCCAUAUGAUUCUGUUCCAAAUGGUCAACAAUCAACACAAGGGGAAUAUAAUUAUUCAUCAUGGUCAGGCAAUGAGGCGAACAAGCAACAACAAUCUACGUAUCCAUAUUAUCAACAAGUUGGGAAUUCUGAUACAUCUUAUAAAAAUGAUUCUUCAUGGUGGAAUAAUCCCAGCCCCUAUACUAACUACAAUGAUUCACAACAGGAUCAAAUUCCAGUUAAUAAUAAUGGGGAAGGUGAAUUUAUUUCGCCUAUGGACAAUACUCAAUCAUUCAUGCCAAUGUCAGCAUCAAACAAUUAUGUGACAAAUAAUGCUGUGACAAAUAAUAAUAGUGAAUGGGAUAAUAUAGAAUAUGACUUAGGAUUAGGAAAUAAUGCUUUUAAUUCCAAAAAGAAAGAUAAACAAACCGAUGAUAAUAACUAUGAAUCAACGGAGGAUUCCACCCAGGAGUCGGAACAACCAAAGGAAGAUGAUAAAAAAGAAGAAAAGGCGGGAUGGUUUGGAAGAUGGUUUGGAAAGAAAGAAGGUGGUGGGAAAGUUGCUAACUUGGGAGAAGAAAGUUCGUUUUACUUUGAUCCUGUUCAAAAAAGAUGGGUCAAUAAAAAG